Molecule: messenger RNA, 1885 nt
Organism: Siniperca chuatsi (mandarin fish)
Lineage: Eukaryota; Metazoa; Chordata; Actinopteri; Centrarchiformes; Sinipercidae
Gene: hat1
Product: histone acetyltransferase 1
Exons: 12
Coding region: 16-1410 (464 amino acids)
Biological process (GO): subtelomeric heterochromatin formation
Cellular component (GO): nucleus
Molecular function (GO): histone binding; histone H4 acetyltransferase activity
Source: RefSeq, a predicted model, not a curated record
GAACUAUGCAUCCCAAUGGACACCACACAGAAACUACUCACUGGCUGCAACACCCGUUUUAUUGAGAUCCAUAGUAGCCGUUACAAAAAAACUACAUCCUGUUUCCACACGGACCCGGAAGUCGUCCUGAUUCCGCGGGUCUUUUGGGACAACACAACUCCGCACAACACACAGUGUGCAGAAAUGGCGGGAGUAAAUACCAUGGAGAAGAAACUGGCCGAAUACAAGUGUGACACCAAUGAAGCUAUAAGCUUGAAGCUGGUUCGCUUUCCAGAGGAUGUUGAGGAUGAUGGCACUACAUUCCACCCCGAGUACAGCCACCAACUUUUUGGAGACGAUGAGGUCGCUUUUGGAUACAAAGGUCUUCAGAUACAGCUCUUCUACACUGCUGGAAACCUGAGCAACCUCUUCAAAGUGAAAUAUUCCUCCAAAGUCACUGAGACAUUCGAUUGUGUGGAGCCUGACGAUAUCGAAGGGAAGAUCCGGGAAAUCGUUCCUGCUGGGUUCACCUGCAACACUGAUGACUUCAUCUCACUGCUGGAGAAGGAGGCCAAUUUCAAGCCCUUCGGCACCCUGCUUCACUCGUACACAGUCCACAGCGAGGAGGCAGGAGAGCUCACGUACCAGAUUCACAAGGCUGAUAUUACCUGCCCGGGAUUCCAAGAGUACCACGAGCGCCUGCAGACCUUCCUCAUGUGGUUCAUAGAGACUGCCAGUUUCAUCGACACAGACGACGAUCAUUGGGACUUCUUUCUUGUAUUUGAAAAGUACAAUAAAGAUGGGGAGACUCUCUACGCAACUGUUGGCUACAUGACAGUUUAUAAUUACUACGUGUACCCAGACAAAACCCGACCACGUGUAAGCCAAAUGUUGAUCCUGCCUCCGUUCCAAGGAGAAGGUCAUGGAGCUCAGCUUCUGGAGGCAGUGCAUAGAUUUUACUGCAGCCUGCCUAAAGUGCAAGACAUCACAGCUGAAGACCCCUCUGAGAAUUACGUGAAGCUGAGAGACUACGUGCUGGUCAAGCUUUGUCAAGGCCUGCCUUCCUUUGCUGCAGACAAGCUGCAACUCGGCUUCUCCGCUGACAUGGUCAGAGAGGCACAAGAAAAGUUUAAAAUUAACAAGAAACAUGCAAGGCGAGUGUAUGAAAUCCUGCGCCUGAGAGCAACAGACAUGAGUGAUGAAGAAAAAGCAAGAGAGUACCGUUUAGAGGUGAAGAAGAGGCUAUUUGGACCAUACAGGAAGAAUCAAAGGGAGCUGACAAAGAUGAGGAAGUGCCUUCGGCCGGAGGAGCUGGUGUCCCACAUGGGUCAGAUGGACACUCAGACGCAGCACGAGGAGCUGGAGAAGAGUUAUCAGGUUGUUGUGGAAGACUACAGGAGAAUCAUUGAGAGGCUUGCGGCACAGGCCUGAUCAGACUCUGAGAUGCUGCUGGCCUGGAGCCCACCCUCUCAACAUACAGGUGGUCUGCCCUGUCUGUACAAAGCCCACAUCACCACAGACUUCAGCUGCAACCAAGAAGAAGAAACUGCUGAUGUAACAAAAUCACUGUUUUAAUUAAAGAGUGUUACAGAUUUAUCGUGGCUGAGUCAGGUGCAUCAGUCAUAGGUUUCAGUGGAGAAGACCUGUUUGUUUCUCAGCUGAUGUUGAUACAGUAGAGGAGAUUGGUUCAGAUGGAGGGUGAGCCUUCCUGUUUUUCCCACGUGUUUAAUCACAUUGUGUGAGAUUAACUGAUAUGUAAUAUUUCACAGGUGAUAGGAGGUCCACUACCCUGCAGAGGAACCCUGCUUCUUUUCCAUUAUAGACAUUUUUUUAAAGAUCUUUUUGUCAAAACAAUUCCCAAUGUGUUUUGAAACACUUCAUAAUGAAAAUAAAAAAUGGUUUUGUA